Molecule: messenger RNA, 1017 nt
Organism: Puccinia graminis f. sp. tritici CRL 75-36-700-3
Lineage: Eukaryota; Fungi; Basidiomycota; Pucciniomycetes; Pucciniales; Pucciniaceae
Exons: 6
Coding region: 1-609 (202 amino acids)
Source: RefSeq, a predicted model, not a curated record
AUGCAGUCAUUCUUAACGAUCGCCAGUGUCUUAAUUUUCUUUCACUCUUAUUUGUUCAUUGGCGCCAAGCCGACUGGAACUCUCUUGCCGGGGUCCCCAAGCAAAACUGGCCCUUCGAAGAUUUUCCCUUACCGAAAAUAUGAGGAUUUCCAGAUUUCGGAUGGUGUCGCUGGACAAUCAUUGGAGAAUGCACAAAAGGUGUUCGUUACCCCGUUCGAGGGCAAGUUGUCCGAAAUUACCCAAACAGACCUGAACAACCUUGUGGCUAUGUCAAUCGAAGCUAUACAAAACGAGCAGCGUUUUAACCAAGCCCAAGGCAAAACUGGUGGAUCCAAAAAGAAUGGCAAUCAAGCAUUGGCUGCUGGCAAAACGGCCAACAAAGUUCUCAAAUUAGUCGGUGAAAUCCAGGUUCUCGAGUUACACAAAAAGCUCAACCUCCAACAAUUAGCGGACCCGGAGGCUAGGCUCAAAGAACAUCAAGUCAAACUCGCCAAAAACACCAAGUUGGACCGCGCGAACCGCGGAAAGAAGAUGGUAUCGUUUCUCUCUGUUGGUGCAAGUGGAGAAAAAGAUAAUAAAGAGAAAAAGUCUCACAAAGGAAACAAAUGAUCCGGAAUCGACGAGUUUGAGCGUGCUUGGCGGGCUUCCUCAGGAUUGAGAAAAUAAUUUUCAUUCUUCACUCCAGCAAACCCAAGGAGUAGCCAGAUUGAAGAAGUCUUGCAGAUGUAUAGCAAAGCCUGAUCGAUUUCAUACAUAAAUUAUUCUUACCGAUUCGACAUGUAUGAAUUGAACACCAAAGCAGCUUGUAAAUGUUUCUUCUUCUCCAGACCAGUUGGUGUCAUUUCUUGUGUACUUGUACAAAUCCCCCCAUAAUUUUUGACCAAAAAAACAAGGGUUGAUUGCCCAGUCGCAAUGCCCAGAUGCAGCUUGUAACUCCUCACAUGUGUUUGUAUUCACACCAAUUUGUUCUCCAAGACCAUCCAUACUAGCCAGGUUCAUUCGCUAGGUUCAGCAAAU